Messenger RNA from Diospyros lotus (date-plum), 2000 nucleotides. Its product is annotated as violaxanthin de-epoxidase, chloroplastic. The record is from RefSeq and is a predicted model, not a curated record. The coding region runs from base 240 to 1676 and encodes 478 amino acids. Gene Ontology annotation, molecular function: violaxanthin de-epoxidase activity. NCBI's taxonomy places the organism in Eukaryota, Viridiplantae, Streptophyta, Magnoliopsida, Ericales, Ebenaceae. The transcript is spliced from 7 exons. Gene Ontology annotation, biological process: xanthophyll cycle.
GUUUCCACACGAUGUCUUAUCCGACUUGUAUGAACUCUCUCUCUCCAUCCGCUGGUUCGAGAUUCUCCCUGUAACCAUUUGCUGCAAUGAAAAGCAUAUUCCUAUCCUUUUCGUCAUCUGCGCGUUCCUGUGCUUCACCAUCUUCACGAGAAUUUGGGAAACUGAUAGCCACUGACAUCAACACCGGAGGUUAAGCCUAAGAAGCAAGCGGUCGCAUUCAGGAGUUUACACAUUGGAACAUGGCAUUUUCAGCGCAUUUACUCUAUCUCUGUAAUGCUGGAAGAAUAGGCUUGUGUUCCAAACCACGAGUUAGUAGUGUUGGAUGGUCGAACAGGAGAGCCGUUGAUUCUUAUUGUUGCUUAGUCAAUGUGAAAACACAAACCAACAGGAGAUUUGGAAAAUACCCUGGCUUGUUAAGAUCUUAUAGAAUAUCUUGCUGGUUGGAGUCAAGAUUUUCAGAUCUUCUUUCGUCUUGGUCUCUGAAGAUCUGUUCAGUUAGGGGGACCCGUGCAAGUAUACAUGAGGAAAAAGGAAUAGUUGAAUUUCAAAGGGAAAUGAUAAUUAGUCUUCUGAAGAGCCAAUUCAUCAAAAUAGCUGCCAUGGUGGCCUGUUUGUUCUUGGUUAUUCCAGCAGCUGAUGCUGUAGAUGCUCUUAAGACUUGUACUUGCUUACUGAAAGAGUGCAGAGUGGAACUUGCCAAGUGCAUUGCAAACCCAUCGUGUGCAGCUAAUGUUGCUUGCCUCCAGACAUGCAACAAUCGGCCUGACGAGACUGAAUGCCAGAUCAAAUGCGGAGACUUGUUUGAAAACAAUGUUGUUGAUGAGUUCAAUGAAUGUGCAGUUUCAAGGAAGAAAUGCGUUCCCCGGAAAUCUGAUCUUGGGGAUUUUCCUAUCCCUGAUCCUAGUGGUAUGGUCGGAAACUUUAAUAUGAAAGAUUUCAGCGGGAAGUGGUUCAUAACAAGUGGCUUAAAUCCAACCUUCGAUACUUUUAAUUGCCAACUACAUGAGUUCCAUGUAGAAUCCAACAAACUUGUUGGGAACUUGACCUGGCGAAUACGGACUCCAGAUGGUGGUUUUUUCACUCGAUCAACUGUUCAGAGAUUCGUGCAAGAUCCUACACAACCAGGGAUACUCUACAAUCAUGACAAUGAGUAUCUUCACUACCAAGACGACUGGUAUAUAUUGUCCUCCAAAGUGGAGAAUAAACCGGAUGACUACGUAUUUGUAUAUUACCGGGGCAGGAAUGAUGCAUGGGAUGGAUAUGGCGGGGCUGUUGUGUACACUAGAAGUGCAGUUUUGCCUGACAGCAUUGUACCAGAAUUAGAAAAGGCGGCUCAAAGGAUAGGACGCGAUUUCAAUAAGUUUAUCAGAACCGAUAAUACUUGUGGUCCAGAACCUCCCCUUGUAGAGAGACUGGAGAAGACUGUGGAAGAAGGGGAAAGAACGAUCGUAAGGGAGGUUGAAGAAAUAGAAGAGGAGGUGGAGGAGUUGGGGAAGGCUGAGAUGACCUUGUUAGAGAGGCUGGCUGAAGGGCUUCGAGAGCUAAAACAAGAUGAAGAGAACUUUUUCAAGGAGCUGAGCAAGGAAGAGAUGGAUCUUCUGAGUGAACUUAAGAUGGAAGCAACCGAGGUGGAGAAACUCUUUGGAGGAGCACUGCCACUGAGGAAGCUAAGAUAGAAUUAGAGGGCCAAUUCAUCUUAAUUUUUGCAAGUGUGAGGCUCUGUUGGAACCAUGCCAGUUGCCAGCUUAGCUCCCUCUUGCCACAAAUCCACUGGAGAUGUAGGUGGCAAGCUACAAGACUUUCCUAUCCCACAUCUGCAGAAAUGCAAACUGUUUUAGGUUUACAAGGUAUUGAAUUGUGUAUUGAAACACUUAUUUGCUCAUUGUUCUUGUUGGCUUCUUGACUCUUCUAGGCCUAGUUUUCUAUAUUUUUAACUCUUGUACCUUAUAUUGUUAUAUUAUCUGGCACCUGGCUCAUCUAUACAGAAAAUAUUAUAAGAA